AUGAAUUUUACAUAAAAUAGAUUUCGUAUUGGACCAAUAUUUAAGGCAAAAGUUCCUGUCAUAAAUUUUGAACAGUUAAAAAAGGAACAAUAAUAUUUAUAAUAUGAGUUUCAGAAAAGUGAUUCACAUCAACAUCAUAUUUCAACAUUCAAUUCACUUUAAGAACUUUAAAAAAAAGUAGAAUACACAUUAAAAUACCCUAAGAAAAAUCAAUACCUUUUAAAAUAACAACCAAAAAUAGAAUUGUAAUAUGCAUAUCAAUCUUAGCAAAGACAUUAUAUAACGUCCAAGAAAAUAAUACCGAAUUUAAUGUUAAAAGGAAUUAUCUUCCAAUUCUUUAUUUAUUACAAACCGAGCAACAGAUUGUUCAUUUCUUUGGUAUGACAAUAAGCCUGGAUAUAAAAAGAAAGAUGGUCUUAGUAAACCUGCUCGUCAUCCCAUAAAAUUAAAAACAACAUUAGGUAUUUAUCUAUUUAUUAUAAGACUUAAAACCUUAAAGAUAUUAAAGAAUUUUGAGUGACUCUUUCUAAAGUUGGACUUGA
Molecule: messenger RNA, 542 nt
Organism: Paramecium pentaurelia
Lineage: Eukaryota; Ciliophora; Oligohymenophorea; Peniculida; Parameciidae
Source: the annotation of a GenBank genome assembly